AUGAAGUUCUCAGAGAUCUUGACUCUCUCAGCUGCCCUUGCUAUUGCGAGCGCUGCUCCUAUGAAGCGAGCAGAUGAUGUUGAAAUCACCUUCCAUGGCGCCGCAGGAGCUCAAUUCACCCAGAUAUCAGCGAGUAACCUUAAUAUACUAGCAAUCCUUGCAACAAAGCAGAAACUGACUUUCCCAGCCAACCCUCUCAGUAUUUCGAAGAUCUCAUCUAACACCGCCAAUAUCGAAUGCACCUUCACUGGCAUUAACAACAGCCAUACCACCGUGUAUGGUAUUGCCGAGGUUGACGUCGGCCCUCCUCAGGCCCAGGUGACCGGAACUUGUCGUCAAUUGCCCUCACAUCGUCGCCGAAGCGAUAAUAUCCUGGUUACCUUUAUUGGUGCUGGUGAUGCUGAUUUCAUCCAAGAGUUGCCCACUGAUAGAUCUUAUCAACUCAUUAAUAAUGUCUUCAGUGUCUCCCAUAUCGAGGUUGAUGAUGAUGUUUCUUGCCGAUUUGAUGGCGUUGAUGGCUCGGUUACGACAAUAACUGGUCCCAGUACUGUUGAUGUUGGUCCUCCCCAGACACAGAAGGGUGGUUCUUGCUGGAUCAAUUAG
Messenger RNA from Penicillium angulare, 603 nucleotides. RefSeq lists its product as uncharacterized. The transcript is spliced from 3 exons. The record is from RefSeq and is a predicted model, not a curated record. Bases 1 to 603 code for a protein of 200 amino acids. Lineage: Eukaryota; Fungi; Ascomycota; Eurotiomycetes; Eurotiales; Aspergillaceae.